This is a messenger RNA of Drosophila rhopaloa, 729 nucleotides long. Its product is annotated as WAS/WASL-interacting protein family member 1. The record is from RefSeq and is a predicted model, not a curated record. NCBI's taxonomy places the organism in Eukaryota, Metazoa, Arthropoda, Insecta, Diptera, Drosophilidae.
CGGCGUAAACAAAUACGGUCAUACCAUACUGCAUGAACUUCUGGCCAGGAUCGAGCGGAGGAGCAAGCGGAGCCACAGGAUCCGGAUAAAGAAGUCAUCAUGGCACCACCACCGCCACCACUGUCAAGCAACCACCAUCAACUACUGCAGCAGGCAGCUGCACCACCGCCACCGCCAACGGGGCAAAACAUAGCUCCAUCGGGCGCCUUCCCAGGCUCACUGACACCCGGCUGGAACGAUCCGCCACCGAUAUCGGCGGAUGCCGUGUCCAGCAACGCGAACAAUCGACGGCCACGCCUCGAUCUUCGCAAGCGCGUGGCCCACCCGCUGGACGGACAGUCUGGCGGCCUGCUGGCUCCACUUACGGACGCGGCCUCACCUCGUCCCGUGGCCAUGGUGCCGCCCCAGCGCCAGAUCCCCUAUCCCGAUCCCUACAGCACGGCUGGCGGAGCAGCGGGCGGGGGAUUUGGGGUGGGACCCAAUGCCAAUACGAUGCGACUGCCACCCCUAGCCCAGGCCAUCGGCAUAGAUCCCUCCAAGGUGCCGGUGGCCAUGGUGCCCCCACGGCAGAAAUAGCACGUAGAUAGCCCCAAUUGAGGGCAUAGGCUAGGAACUCGAAAUUACUGUGGUCUCGGGCGGUUGGGAAAAUCCAUAUUUUUCUAUGUUAUCCACUUAAGACACCUUACGAAAUACAAACGCUAAUAGAGGGCUGGAGCCCAAAAACAUGAA